This is a messenger RNA of Prosopis cineraria, 712 nucleotides long. Its product is annotated as PLAT domain-containing protein 1-like. NCBI's taxonomy places the organism in Eukaryota, Viridiplantae, Streptophyta, Magnoliopsida, Fabales, Fabaceae. The transcript has 2 exons. Bases 15 to 518 code for a protein of 167 amino acids. Gene Ontology annotation, molecular function: protein binding. The record is from RefSeq and is a predicted model, not a curated record.
CACAAGCUAAACAAAUGGCUUUCAAAGUUGCAUUCUCUUCUCUUCUUUUUCUACUCUUACUCAUCACUCUCGCUGCAAUCGCUGCAUCUGAGGCUCAGUGCACGUAUGUGAUAAGCGUUCAAACAGGAGAUCGUAAAAAGGCAGGAACAGACUCCAAGAUCAGCCUCUAUGUAAAGGACGUUCGUGGCACUGACUUUAAAUUGAACAACCUCGAAGAUUGGGGCAUCAUGGGAACUAGUCAUGACUACUUUGAGCAGGGCCACCUUGACUUGUUCAAAGGCCAGCAAGUUUGCCUCCACCCUUGCUACAUCACCGUCACGUCCGACGGCUCCGGGGGUAGUCCAGGGUGGUACUUGGACUACGUUAAAAUUGCUGUCAAUGGCCCAACCAUAUCUACUACGGUGGAUUUCUUGGUGAACCGAUGGCUAGCUAAAGAUGAAAAGCCUUAUACUCUGUAUGCCACCGUCGACUAUUGCCACGGCAAGCUACUUCGGAUGCCAUCAGCUCAGGAUUCUUGAGCUUGAUGAUGUUUUAGCAUGUUUGUUAUUAAUUAUUCCCAAAAUCUUAUUAAUGUGUGUCCAUCUGGUUUUGUUACAUUGUUGUGUCCUGCGUGUAUCAUCUAUCAUGUUAUGUGAUAAUUAAUGUGUCAUGUGUCAUGUACCUCUUCAUUUCAAUAAUAUUGGGCCUUUACAAUGCCAACUUAUCUACUUAA